UCUUUCAUAAGCAACGUAUGCAUCUUACAAAAAUUUGGGACGAAUGUAGUUCAAAUAUUUUGAUACCCAUAAAAGUUACAAAAAACUGUAUUUCCGGAGGAAAAAUGGCGAAAUCGGCAAUUAUUCUGUUGGCGUUAAUUUCUUCAGCAUUCGCUAGUUUUCUGGAGGUAGAUUACCCGAAUGUGAACGUAUCAGCAGAAAGAAAUGGUGAUGCUAUCUUUGAGGCUGGGGCUGGCGGAAGUGUAUUUUUGAAGCCAGGUGCCGGUGGAACAGUGUACAUAAAUAAAACUGACCUUAAAAAAUUCAUUGAGAAGGUGAAAAGUUUGCCUCCGAUCUGGACAAAACGUUCACAACAUGGAACGCUGGGAACUUUCAUGUCCGGACAGUAUGUGCAAGUUAGCGUCGAGGCUAUUGAUCCAGACGGAAGUGGUAUUACCUAUAGUUUGAUUUCCGGUCAUCUACCUCCUGGCACUGUACUCAAUAUGACAAGUGGAAAAAUCAGCGGCCGGGCUCCAGAUAUUGACGCGGAGUACUCGUUUGGUAUCCGGGCAACAGACAAUCAUGGAAAAUACGCUGAUGGUGUCUUCAGUAUUGAUAUCAGGGAAAAAGACCAAUGCAGCAGCAGUCCGUGUAUGAACGGUGGUACCUGUCAGGAUGAAUUAGGCAACUUUAACUGUUCUUGUCCCCUCGGUUACGGCGGUAACAGGUGUCAAACAGUAUGUGACAUCAGUGCACUGGGUGUUUCCAACAGUUUGAAGACAAUACCCGACGCCCAAAUGUCAGGCCAUCUCACAUUUGGAACUCAUCAACCCUGGGACGGUAGACUUGGGUCGACCACCGGCUGGGUUGGUAACGACAGUGAUUCCUGGCUCCAGAUUGAUUUGGGAGAGACACGUGAUGUGUAUGCAGUGGCCACACAAGGGUAUCAUUCAUCAAGUUAUUAUAUCUCCUCGUUUAAGGUCACGUACAGUGUGGAUGGGAAUACAUUCGUAUACGCCCAGUCCAAGGGUUCUGAGACGUUACAAGGCAGUUCCAACUACGACAUGAUCCAGAAAGACAUGUUCGACUCACCGAUAAAGGCCCGUUUUCUAAGAUUCAAUCCUGUGACAUGGCAUAGCGGAGGCCACCCAGGUCUGCGAGUAGAAGUGUACGGCUGUUAGGAAUAAUUCCAGUGUCUUAUUGCUGAUGACUAGACACGUUUAAAUCAAAAAAAAAAUACCCUUAGUUUUCUGUAAACUGAAUAUUAAUUAUCUUUCUUUGAGAUAAUGUUUUUUUUUACAUUUAAUAGUAAAGUAGAUGUUUUGGCUUAACAGGAUGUUGUUAACUUUGGUGAAACCAUUGUUCCAGUUCACGUUUUAAACUAAACGUUUUAUAAUAAAGUACUGUACAGUGUUUAAACCUGAAUAAAAUUAUGCUGCUUUGAA
This is a messenger RNA of Mercenaria mercenaria, 1424 nucleotides long. RefSeq lists its product as uncharacterized. Gene Ontology annotation, molecular function: calcium ion binding. The record is from RefSeq and is a predicted model, not a curated record. The transcript has 9 exons. Lineage: Eukaryota; Metazoa; Mollusca; Bivalvia; Venerida; Veneridae. The coding region runs from base 18 to 1160 and encodes 380 amino acids.